Messenger RNA from Megalobrama amblycephala (Wuchang bream), 1911 nucleotides. It is a transcript of the gene tmem106c, whose product is annotated as transmembrane protein 106C. NCBI's taxonomy places the organism in Eukaryota, Metazoa, Chordata, Actinopteri, Cypriniformes, Xenocyprididae. Bases 191 to 1024 code for a protein of 277 amino acids. The record is from RefSeq and is a predicted model, not a curated record. The transcript is spliced from 8 exons.
CUGACUUAAGAGCAGAGAAUGAGAAACAAACACAAACAAAUGACAGACAGCGGACUGAGCGGAAACAAAGCGCAGCAGCAGCAGCAGCAGCAACAACAACAACAACAACGCAGGAGGGAAAACACUGAUAUCUGUGCGUCUGUACAGUUUAACGGUCUUUGUAUCAGGCUGGAGUUCGUUUGGGCUUCUCAUGGGUGCAUCUGUGUGCCGGUACGGCCGCUCGCUGUCUGUCCCGGGUCACAGCAGGGCCAAUCACAAGGAGGCUCUGAUUGGUGUGGAUGACUCCCUGGACGGUCUGGACAGACAGGAGGACAUCGCCCAGUUCCCGUAUGUGGAGUUCACAGGCCGAGACAGCAUCACUUGCCCUACCUGCCAGGGGUCUGGACGCAUCCCAUCAGGGCAGUUGAAUGAAUUGGUUGCUUUGAUCCCCUACAGCGAUCAAAGGUUACAGCCACGGAGAACGAAGUCGUAUGUGGUGCUGUCAGUGAUUUUGUGUCUGCUGGCAUCAUUUUUGGUGGCAUUCUUCCUGUUUCCACGUCCUGUGCUGGUUGUUGAUGAUGGCAUUCGCUCUGUGACUGUCCACUUUGACCGUAACAACAGCAAAGUGCUCAUUAACAUGACGAGCUCCCUGAACUUCACCAACUCUAAUUUCUUCACGGUGUGGGUGGACAGUGUGAGCUGUCAGGUGCUCUACAUGAAGACAGUCAUUGGAUCUCAACAGCUAGACAAUGUCAUCCACAUUCAGCCUCUCAGCCAGAGACAGGUCAACUUCACUGUCAGCAUGGAGAUUGGAGGAACUCUCUCUUACGUUUAUGCCUUUUGCACCAUGGCAAGCAUUAAGGUCCACAACAUUGUGGUGUUCAUGCAGACCUCUGUGAAAACCUCCUACAUGGUGCGGUCGGCACAGAACACUCUGGAAGCUUACCGCUACAUCGACUGCGGUGCCAACUCCACCAUCCACCAGCCCUCAGGGAUGGUGUGGUCCAAACCUCACUUCCCUCUGAAUGGGAAGCUGCUCAGGUGAACCAUCAGCCAGUUGGAUUCUCAAUGGCAGCACAUUUUCUUUAGUUUGACUCCAAAUGCUUUUGCUGAAACUGAACAGAGCAGCUAUGAUGUAAGUUAUUGGUUGAAUUGAUCCCUCGACAGAUGUCGAAAAAAUUGCUCUCUGCUCAAGGUCCAUUUCGAGAGCUUCUCACCUGCUGUAGUAUUAAUUUGUGAUCUAUAAAGGGUGUUAUAUAAUUUUGCAGUGACUGAUAAAAAGAGAUUUAAUUAUUGAAGGGUUUGUCAAUGCAGAUGUGCACUUUAAAGUACUUUUUGUUAUGUAUAUUUUGUACUUGGUUAUGUCCUAUGCAAAUUGUCUUUGUAAUGCCAAAGAUUUCAUGUGUUUACUGAUGAAGUCAUUUCUCUGAUGGUUGGUUCUUGAAGUGACUCUUUCAUCAGUGUAAAUCAACUUCAGUCAGAAUAUAUGUAAUAUAUACAGUAUACAAUAGCAUGUGUGUAUGUUCUCAAAGGAUUUGAUUUGUGUACUUGGGUUUCUUUCUGACUACUGUGAUACUGAAGAUGAGGUGACUAUUACAAAACAAUCAGUUUAGUGUGUCACUUUGCUUCUGUGAAGCCAUGAAAGCUGAGAUUAAUGAAAUUAGAUGUUCGAUAGUAAUUAUGCCGGAUGUUUUGCUCUCACUCAUGCAUUAGGGGUUUCACCAAGUUUUUAUCUAACAAAUUCUGAAAAUGCUUACAAUCAUGAAUCAUUGACAACAAGAAGAAUUAGUUUACUCCUAGUUUAGAUGUUUUAAAGAAGGGCAUUUGUUUCUUACCUGAAGUUGCACCUAAAUUAUUGCUAUUCUCCUUUAUUGUAUUUUUCAUUGUCUAAAAUUUGGAAAAAUAAACUGAUAAUAAAAAAGGUUUAAUACA